UUACUAAUAAAACCUUAUCUUCUCUGCAGUUUCUCUCUCUCUGUUUCUCACUCUCUCUCUCUCCUCAGCAAAUCUAAGCUUUGUUAAUGUGGCUUCAGAUCUGAAGUUUCACGAGCACUGAUCCGAGCGCCAAGGAGUUCAUCUCUGGAAUUACCUGUGUCCCACCUUUUGCACCGUACAAUGGCGUACUCGUUCCCGGAGGAAGUGUUGGAGCACGUCUUCUCGUUUCUGAGCUCCGACAAGGACCGGAACGCGGUGUCGCUGGUGUGCAAGUCGUGGUUCGAGAUCGAGAGGUGGUGCCGGAGGAGGAUAUUCGUCGGGAACUGCUACGCCGUGAGCCCUAGCAUCAUGAUCCGCCGCUUCCCGGAGGUCCGAUCGCUGGAGCUCAAGGGGAAGCCUCAUUUCGCGGACUUCAAUCUGGUUCCGGAGAACUGGGGCGGCUUCGUCUUCCCCUGGGUUGUCGCCAUGUCCCGCGCGUACCCUUGGCUCGAGGAGAUUAGGCUCAAGAGAAUGGUCGUCACGGACGAGACCUUGGAGCUCAUCGCCAGGUCCUUUAAGAACUUCAAGGUCCUCGUCUUUGCGUUUUGCGAGGGGUUCACUACGGAUGGACUCGCCGCCAUAACCGCCAAUUGCAGGAAUUUGAAGGAACUAAACCUGCGGGAGUGUGAUGUGGAGGACCUAAGUGGGUAUUGGCUUAGUCAUAUCUCUGAGAACUGCACGUCGCUCGUGUCUCUUGACAUAACUUGCUUGAGCUGUGAGGUGAGCUUCUCAGCUCUGGAGCGAUUGGUUUCCAGGUGUCCUAAUCUAAGGACGCUUCGCCUCAACCGUGCCCUCCCACUAGAGAAGCUUCACAUCCUUCUUCGCCGUGCUCCCCAGUUGGUUGAGUUGGGCACAGGUGCCCUCUCGGCUGAGGUCCGUUCCGAUACAUUUUCCAACCUGGCAGAUGCUUUUUCAGGCUGUAAACAACUUAAGGGUUUGUCUGGGUUUUGGGACGUGACUCCUGCUUACCUUCCAGCAAUAUAUCCAGUCUGCUAUGGAAUUACGUCUUUGAAUUUAAGCUAUGCUACUAUUCAAAGCCCGGAUCUUUUCAAGUUUGUAAGCCAGUGUCACAACUUGCAGCGGCUAUGGGUACUGGAUUACAUUGAAGAUAUUGGUCUAGAGGCUAUUGCUGCGUCUUGUAAGGAUCUUCAAGAACUCAGAGUUUUCCCAUCUGACCCUUUUGGAGCGGAUCCGAAUGUAAUUUUGACAGAGCAGGGUCUUGUAGCUGUCUCCGAGGGCUGCCCCAAGCUGCAGUCAGUAUUAUACUUUUGCCGCCAAAUGACAAAUGCAGCACUAGAUGCGAUUGCUCGGAACCGCCCUAAUAUGAUCCGGUUCCGUCUCUGCAUUAUAGAGCCUCGAGCUCCUGAUUAUCUUACCCUAGAACCUCUAGAUACUGGUUUUGGGGCCAUUGUACAACACUGCAAAGAUUUGCGGCGGCUUUCCCUCUCUGGUCUGCUCACUAAUAGGGUGUUUGAGUACAUCGGGAGUCAUGCUAAGAAAUUAGAGAUGCUCUCUAUAGCUUUUGCCGGGGAUAAUGAUCUGGGCCUCCAUUACGUGCUAUCAGGGUGUGAAAGCCUGCGGAAGUUGGAGAUCAGAGACUGCCCUUUCGGGGAUAAGGCUCUCUUGGCCAAUGCUGCAAAGCUGGAGAAAAUGCGAUCCCUUUGGAUGUCUUCUUGCUCAGUAAGUUUUAGAGCAUGUAAGCUCUUAGGCCAAAAGAUGCCUAGGCUUAACGUCGAAGUUAUAGAUGAGAGGGGCCCUCCAAAUUCAAGGCCAGAAGAUGACCCUGUCGAGAAACUCUACAUUUACCGAACAGUUGCAGGUCCAAGGUUCGAUACGCCUGGAUUUGUUUGGACAAUGCACGAAGACGCAGCAUUGAGGUUUUCUUAAGGUUCACAUAACAAUGAAACAUUAAGUGACACAUUCUGUGGUUGAAGAGAACGAGGACUCGAGGAGUAGAGGGUUGCCUCCAUGGCUGAAGAGUACGGGGCAGGGCCAGCAGGCGGGAGGGAGGUUGAAGCUGCUGAAUGAACGACGGGGAGGCUAUAGAGUUCUAAUGCCAGUUUGUUUUGUACUCGAGCUGAGCUAGUCUUAAGGCACUUAUUAACUACAAAGUAAUAAAGAUUCAAGACAAUUAUUUCUGUGUUUGUAUCAGUUAGAGUUACUCUCAUUUUCCUCGGCACAUUCACCAUUGUAACUAUCGCAGACUUCUGCAUAUCUUUAUGUAUCUGUUUGUUGGUUUGCAUUGAUGAAUAUUCUUCAGCUGGA
This is a messenger RNA of Ipomoea nil (Japanese morning glory), 2304 nucleotides long. RefSeq names its product protein TRANSPORT INHIBITOR RESPONSE 1. Gene Ontology annotation, biological process: SCF-dependent proteasomal ubiquitin-dependent protein catabolic process. Gene Ontology annotation, cellular component: SCF ubiquitin ligase complex. The transcript is spliced from 3 exons. Gene Ontology annotation, molecular function: protein binding. Bases 181 to 1926 code for a protein of 581 amino acids. Lineage: Eukaryota; Viridiplantae; Streptophyta; Magnoliopsida; Solanales; Convolvulaceae. The record is from RefSeq and is a predicted model, not a curated record.